GCCAGCUGUCCAGGCGGGAUAGAUACUCGAUACUGUAUGAAGCUGAACAAGAACUCGGAGCUACACUAGCUACCUACCUACUUACUUACUGAAUACUACAAGGCUUAUUAUAAUACCCAAAGUUAGCAAGGGGCUAAAGAUCAUGAAUUAAACCGACAUGGCAUUUUGCAUCGCGACGCCCUCAAGAUGGCUAGCAAUAGGAAUUUCAUGAGUUUUCGCGACGACGAGGCGGCAGAGUCGUCAUCAUCAUCGCGGUCGCCCGUCGAAUCCCGACAACCUACCGUUCGCGACGAGCCCGACCUUGAUUUCGACUUCGACCAAGAUGAUCCCAACGAUGCAGCCCGCCAUGUGUUGGGGGAUGAUCCCCUGAAUGGUGACAUCGCCGAUGUCCCCAUGUCUUUCAAGCGCAAGCAGAAACCAUCGAUAUUCUCCCAGCCUGGUCGCAUGCUAUCUGCCUUGACAGGCAACCGUUUCGGGUCGCGCGCUUCGGCCUCAGGCCACUCAUCGACUGGUACAGAAACGCCUACAUUACUCCAAGAUAUUGAUUCUAGGCACCGCGAAGAUGAGGCCUUCGUCCCGGGCAACGCACCAAAGGACGGCAUGCCUCUAGAUUGGUAUGCCGAGGGGCCGGGAAGGAGAGUAGGCUACGAGGAUCUGACGGCUAUCGAUUGGAUAUUUGAACACACCAAAGAGCGGCAGCGCCUUCGUGUCCUCUACUCGAGCGCGACUGGAUUGAUAGGAUACAUACAGCGGUUGGCAGACUCCAGCCAGGUAUGGAUUGUUCUCGUCUUGACUGGUUUGGCCGUAGGCACUAUAGCGGCGGGAAUCGAUGUCGUGUCGGAGUGGCUUGGCGAUCUCAAGACUGGCUACUGUGCUUCCGGACCUGACGGCGGCGCGUUCUAUCUCAACAAACAGUUUUGCUGUCUGGGCUACGAUAAAGGCGCUCAAUGCAUGGGUUGGAAGCCGUGGGCUGCUGCCCUCGGCAUAGGAACGGUGGCUGGGAAGUGGUUCAUAGAAUACUUUUUCUUCUUGUUAUUCUCAAUUACAUUUGCUCUCAGCGCAGGCUUUCUUGUCAAAGAAUACGCGAUAUAUGCCAAGCAUAGUGGUAUACCCGAAGUCAAGACGGUCUUAGGGGGCUUCGUUAUUCGCCGCUUCCUUGGCGGCUGGACUCUGGUCACAAAGUCACUGGGUCUGUGCCUAGCUGUUGCGUCGGGUAUGUGGCUAGGCAAAGAAGGCCCGCUAGUACAUGUAGCAUGCUGUUGCGCCAAUUUAUUCAUUAAAGCAUUUCCGAAUAUCAACGGCAAUGAAGCCAGAAAACGGGCAGUUCUCUCAGCUGCCGCCUCAUCUGGGAUAUCCGUUGCCUUCGGUUCACCCAUCGGAGGCGUCUUAUUUAGUCUCGAAUCACUUUCAUACUAUUUUCCGGACAAAACUAUGUGGCAGAGCUUCGUAUGCGCUAUGACUGCCGCCGGAAUACUUCAAGCCUUGGACCCUUUCCGGUCCGGUCAGCUUGUGUUGUACCAAGUCGAAUUCUCUACAGAGUGGCACGGGUUUGAAAUAAUACCUUUCGCCAUGCUAGGAAUAUUAGGUGGGAUUUACGGCGGCCUUUUUAUCAAGGCCAAUAUGCGCGUAGCGCAGUGGAAGAAAUCAACACCCUGGCUCCCGGGACCCUUGGUUCAAGUUGCCAUCAUCGCCUUUCUUACCGCCCUCAUCAACUAUCCAAACUUCUACAUGCGAGCCCAGGCUUCCGAACUGGUCUCCUCACUUUUCACCGACUGCCGUCUCGUGCUAGAUGACCCUUUUGCACUAUGCAAAACAGGCGCAGCUUCUGCUAGUACUAUUGUACUGUUAAUAUUCGCCUCUAUCCUAGGCUUCUUCCUCGCUGCCGUCACGUUCGGCCUACAGAUCCCGGCGGGAAUUAUUCUCCCUUCCAUGGCAAUUGGAGCAUUAUUUGGGCGUGCUGUCGGUAUUAUCAUGGAAAUCUGGCAGCACAACCAUCCCAAUUUCUUCAUAUUUAACACGUGUGAUCCAGAUGUGCCAUGUGUCACGCCGGGUGUCUACGCUAUGAUCGGGGCUGCCGCGACAUUAGCUGGCGUCACACGUCUCACUGUUUCCAUUGUCGUUAUCAUGUUCGAGCUCACGGGCGCCCUCACUUACGUUCUGCCCAUUAUGAUCGCCGUGAUGUUGUCGAAGUGGGUCGGCGACGCCUUCUCACGGCGAGGUAUCUACGAGUCGUGGAUCCAUUUCAACGGGUAUCCGUUCCUCGACUCCGGAGACGAAGGCGGUGGCGCGCAACAUGUUCCCGAUAUCACUGCAAGUCAGAUAAUGACGCAGAUAGAGGAUCUCGUAGUCCUUACCGCUACAGGGCACACCAUAGCCUCGCUCCGCACAGUCCUGGACUCCUGCGUUUACCGCGGAUUCCCCGUCAUAAGCGAUGCCCGCGACGCCGUGCUCCUAGGCUACAUAUCGCGAUCCGAGCUCGCCUACAACCUCGCGGCUUGCCACCUGCCGCCCGAAACCGAGGCCUUCUUCAGCCACCAGCCCCUCGCGGACCCGCGCUCGACCCUCGACUUGCGCCCGUGGAUGGACCAGACGCCCCUUACGCUACCCAGCCGCAGCUCCCUGCACCUUGCCGUCUCAUAUUUCCAGAAGCUCGGCGUCCGCUACGUGCUGUUCAGCGACCGCGGCGUGCUGCAAGGUCUACUGACUAAGAAAGACUGCUGGUACGUCCUCAACGGCGUCGAGGAGACGCGGCGGACCGCCACUGCCAGUGGUGCAGAUGGCUCCAGAGGCGUAAGCAUCCUAGCUAGCAACGGCGACGACGCCGAACAGAACGAUCUCCUCACCGGGAGUCGCAAUAGAUUCCCCGAGUCCCCGAACGACGACCGAGCGAGUAGCAUAUUAUAAAGUCCCUAAUUCAAGGGUGGGCUGGCUGUAUAGUUAUUGUUGUACAUAUCUAUUUGUGUUUGGGAUAGAUCUUGGCAGGGCGUCGGGGAAGAACAACAUAUUCUAUUUUUCUAUUGAAACGCGAUAAUGCUACCUACCAGCCGACAUGCUGACAUCGUGUUAUUUGCUUUUCGUAUCGAUCAGUCACAUGAGACAUGUCGCUUUUCCUUAUUCGGUUUGUGUAUUUCACGUGCGUAAACAUUAGACUCGAUGUCUUUCUUAUACGGGUUGUCGAGUUAGCAGUCCAGGGAGAAUAGAAGCUAGAACAGGGAGCCGGGGAAAUUCGUUGAUAAGCAUGCACCGAUGCCUAUUGUCGACAGAAGGACUUUGGCAUUACACGUAUCGCUCUAAAGCUUUUCAGCGCCGGAUCAUACGAGAUUCUCAUAGCUUGUGUCGCAUCGUGCACAGUCAUAGUAGAAACGUUUCGCUCUUAGGCGAUUUCCAUGCCAUAAUCAAGAGAAAGGGCUU
Messenger RNA from Xylaria bambusicola, 3411 nucleotides. Its product is annotated as chloride channel. Gene Ontology annotation, biological process: transmembrane transport; chloride transport. Gene Ontology annotation, molecular function: voltage-gated chloride channel activity. NCBI's taxonomy places the organism in Eukaryota, Fungi, Ascomycota, Sordariomycetes, Xylariales, Xylariaceae. The transcript has 4 exons. The coding region runs from base 187 to 2904 and encodes 905 amino acids. The record is from RefSeq and is a predicted model, not a curated record. Gene Ontology annotation, cellular component: membrane; Golgi apparatus; early endosome.